Molecule: messenger RNA, 450 nt
Organism: Dromiciops gliroides (monito del monte)
Lineage: Eukaryota; Metazoa; Chordata; Mammalia; Microbiotheria; Microbiotheriidae
Product: binder of sperm protein homolog 2-like
Exons: 4
Coding region: 1-450 (149 amino acids)
Cellular component (GO): cell surface
Molecular function (GO): heparin binding
Source: RefSeq, a predicted model, not a curated record
AUGAUUCUGGAGAGAAGGUUGCUGGCAGGCUGGGUGUGCCUACUCUUCUGCCUCCAUGGGGCCAAUGCAGGCUUGACCAGGUAUAGAAACAUUCGACCCAAGCCAGACAAGGUCAUGAAGCCAUGUGUUUUUCCAUUCAUCUAUGAGUCUGUGAGUUAUGAUCACUGCACAACAACGAAUAGCGACUAUGCCUGGUGUUCAGUGGAUUCCAUCUUCAAAGGGAAGUGGCGCUACUGUACUAGUACAGACCCCCCAGAAUGUAAGUUUCCAUUCCUCUUCGGGAAGAAGCUGUACCAUGACUGCACGGCGGAUGGAUAUGUGCUGGGCAGGACCUGGUGUGCCCUGACAGAAAACUACAACUUAAACGGGUUGUGGAAACCGUGCUCGCCCAAUGGUGAGGGGGAAAGGAAGGGGGCGGGGUGUGAGCUCUGUGAUCUGAAGAGUGAAUGA